Messenger RNA from Micropterus dolomieu (smallmouth bass), 4703 nucleotides. Its product is annotated as histone-lysine N-methyltransferase 2D-like. Gene Ontology annotation, molecular function: histone binding; transcription coactivator activity; histone H3K4 methyltransferase activity. The transcript is spliced from 15 exons. The record is from RefSeq and is a predicted model, not a curated record. Lineage: Eukaryota; Metazoa; Chordata; Actinopteri; Centrarchiformes; Centrarchidae. Gene Ontology annotation, biological process: positive regulation of transcription by RNA polymerase II. Gene Ontology annotation, cellular component: MLL3/4 complex. The annotation marks the transcript as partial.
UCUGCUGAGGGAGGAAACAGGAAGUCCUCGCCGUCUAAAGGCUGACAACACGUGUACGCCGCUCCUGAAGGCGGCCGUGAGAGAUGUAACUGGACGGUGGCGACACGCCUCCAUCACACCUGUUCAGCUGUGGCGUCAGGAAGCUGUGAUAAUGCCAUCUGAGGCUCAGUCUCAGGAGCCUCGGGACAGAGGACCGCCGCCUCCCGUCACCCGCGCCGGGCGCAGCGCUCAGCUGGCCAAAGCCGCCGCCGCUACUAGCCCCGCCCCCGAGAGGCGGCCUCGUGGGAGACCUCGGAAAGAUGGGAGCAGCGGCCGUUCUGCGCCUCCCACCCCUCCACCUCCGCCGCCGCCUGCUCCUCCUCCGCCGCCACCUCCAAAAUCAAGGAAGAAGGGGCGGAGUCGAGGCCGAGCCCAGGUAGAGGACGAAGAGAGCACGGACGCCGCGGAGACCAAACCCCCCCAGAAGACCGGUGGAGAGCGUGCAGCGUCCGCAGAGGCGAAGGAGGUCAAGGAGAAGACAACGGGACGCCGCCGGUCCACCUCCAGGAGAAAAUCCACAAACACAAAUCCAGAACCCAGCCAGGACCCGCUCAGCCCGCAACCUAAGCCGGACCCUGACCCAGAAUCCUGCCCAGAACCAGCUCCCAGUGCUGAGGAGGAGGACAGAACCGGCCCUGCUCCUGCUGCCCCGCUCGCCGCCUCCAGCCCAGGACCAACUUCCAGUCCUGGGGAAGAACCUCGGGUCAGUCAGCCCCCCUCCCCCGCCCCGUCCCCUGAACGUAGCCCGGUCCACAGCCUCGCCUCCAGCCCCAGACCCGCUCCUGAUCCUGUGGAGGAGGACCGGCCCAGUCUGAGCCACAGCCCCGCGCCCAUGGAGGUAGACCGCAGUCCCAGCACGGUUCCUAUGGAGACAGAUGGGGGCGGGGCCAGUCCCAUGGAGCGCAGUCCCACCAUGAGCCCCUGCUCCAGUCCUCCGAUCUCCCCCCGUCCCCGACUGGAGGACGAGGACUCUCUGUCCCCCCUGUUCCAGCGCUGUCUGUCGGAGGACUCGGGGGCCUCGCCGACCGCCAGCCUGGGACACACCAAGCAGCGUCUGAAGCAGUGUGCCUUCUGUUACCGUGGCGACGAGCCCCCCCUUGGCCAGGGCCGCCUGGUGGUGUUCGGCCCGACGCCGGGCUACAUCCCGCUUCACAUUCUCAACCGCCGCGCCUCCCCUGACCGAGACAACGACUGCCACGACCACUGCUACCGCGGCGACCUGGCCCCGCCCGCGUGCAGCAGUCCAGAGCAGAGUGAGUCUUCCUCAGAGUUUGUGCAGCAGCUCGGACCCAUCGGCCUUCCACACGACAUCGACGUCCAGUCGCUGUUUGACCCCACAGGUCAGUGCUGUGCCCACCUGCAGUGUGCCGCCUGGUCAGAAGGGGUGUGUCGUGGCGAGGGCCAAUCGCUGCUCUACGUGGACAAAGCCAUCGACUCAGGAAGCACGCAGGUGUGUGCAUUCUGCCGCCGGCUCGGAGCGUCGCUGCGCUGCCAGGAGACGAACUGUGGGCGGAGCUACCACUUCCCCUGCGCUGCCGCGGCCGGAGCUCACCAGGACUGGAAGCAGAGACGCACACUGUGUACAAGACACACACACGCAGUGUCCUCACAAUGCGUCUUGUGUUCGGGCAGCGGUGACGUCAGCGGCGUGUUGAUGUGCUGUUGCUGCGGUAACUGUUAUCACGGCGGCUGCCUGGACCCCCCCCUGACGCCCUCGGCCCUGUGCAGGACCGGCUGGCAGUGUCCUGAGUGUCGAGUGUGUCAGAGCUGCAGGCUGCGAGGAGAUGACGGCGUGUUGCUGGUGUGUGAACGCUGUGAUAAAGCCUACCACACACACUGUCUCACACCACCUCUGGAUCACACACCGAGCACCAGCUGGAGCUGCAAGAACUGCAGAACCUGCCGCCGCUGUGGUGUGAGGUCAUCAGGCCAGUGGGCCAAUCACCCGUUUCUGUGCGAGUCGUGUGACCCGGCCCUGCCCUGCCCUCUCUGUGACCAUGCCCCUGAUCUCUACACACCACAGGACUAUCUGACUUGUAUCUGCUGCUUUAGGUGUGUCCAUAAAGAGUGUAUUGUCCAGGCUGGGGAGGGCAGGGCGGGGUCUGAAGAUUACGUCUGCUCCACCUGCAGGCCUCAGGAGGAGGAGCUAAUCCCACACACUCCAAUCCCUCACACUCCUACCCCGGCAUCGCCCAUCAGUCCCACGCAGUUAGCACCUGUUAGCAUUUCACAACCACCGAUUCCAAGUGACAUCUGUUCAGAGCCACCGCAGAGUCCUACCAAGACCCCUGGAUCGCAGCAAAGUCUUACGCCAUCUCACCCUGAACCCACUGAACUCCAACAUAGUCGUCCUGUGCCAUCUCACCAUGAAUCCACAGAGCUCCAACAUAGUCCUGCACCAUCUCAUCCUGAACCCACAGAACUCCAACAUAGUCCUGUGCUGUCUCAUCCUGAACCCACAGAACUCCAAUACAGUCCAGCACCGUCUCACAAUGAAUCGACAGAGCUCCAACGAAGUCCUGCGCCAUCUCACCCUGUACCUGCACAGGUCAAACACAGUCCUGCCUCAUCUCACUCUGAACCCACAGAGCUCCAACAUAGCCCUGCCCCAUCUGACCCUCAAUCCACAGAGCUCCAACAUAGCCCUGCCCCAUUUCAACCUGAACCCGCAAAGCUCCAACAUAGCCCUGCCCCAUCUCAACCUGAACCCGCAGAGCUCCAACAUAGCCCUGCCCCAUCUCAACCUGAACCCGCAGAGCUCCAACAUAGCCCUGCCCCAUCUCAACCUGAACCCGCAGAGCUCCAACAUAGCCCUGCCCCAUCUGACCCUCAGCCCGCAGAGCUCCAACAUAGCCCUGCCCCAUCUGACCCUCAGCCCGCAGAGCUCCGACAUAGCCCUGCCCCUUCUGACCCUCAGCCCGCAGAGCUCCGACAUAGCCCUGCCCCAUCUGACCCUCAAUCCACAGAACAUAGCCCUGCCCCAUUUCACUCUGAACCCACUGAGCUCCAACAUAGCCCUGGCCCAUCUGACCCUCAGCCCGCAGAGCUCCAACAUAUCCCUGCCCCAUCUCAACCUGAACCCACAGAGCUCCAACAUAGCCCUGCCCCUUCUGACCCUCAGCCCGCAGAGCUCCGACAUAGCCCUGCCCCAUCUGACCCUCAAUCCACAGAACAUAGCCCUGCCCCAUUUCACUCUGAACCCACUGAGCUCCAACAUAGCCCUGGCCCAUCUGACCCUCAGCCCGCAGAGCUCCAACAUAUCCCUGCCCCAUCUCAACCUGAACCCACAGAGCUCCAACAUAGCCCUGCCCCUUCUGACCCUCAGCCCGCAGAGCUCCGACAUAGCCCUGCCCCAUCUGACCCUCAAUCCACAGAACAUAGCCCUGCCCCAUUUCACUCUGAACCCACUGAGCUCCAACAUAGCCCUGGCCCAUCUGACCCUCAGCCCGCAGAGCUCCAACAUAUCCCUGCCCCAUCUCAACCUGAACCCACAGAGCUCCAACAUAGCCCUGCCCCUUCUGACCCUCAGCCCGCAGAGCUCCGACAUAGCCCUGCCCCAUCUGACCCUCAAUCCACAGAACAUAGCCCUGCCCCAUUUCACUCUGAACCCACUGAGCUCCAACAUAGCCCUGCCCCAUCACACCCGGAACUCACACAGCUCCAACAAAGCCCUGCUCCAUCUCACACGGAACCCACAGACCUCCAACAUAGCCCUGCCCCAUCUCACACGGAACCCACUGAGCUCCCACAUAGUCCUGUUCCAUCUCACCCUGAAACCACAGAGCUCCAACAUAGCCCUGCGCCAUCUCACCUUGAACCCACUGAGCUCCAACAAAGCCCUGCCCCGUCUCGCCCUGAACCCACUGAGCUCCAACAAAGCCCUGCCCCGUCUCGCCCUGAUCCCACUGAGCCCCAACAAAGCCCUGCCCCGUCUCGCCCUGAUCCAACAGAGCCCCAACAUAGUCCUGCCCCGUCUCACCCUGAUCCAACACAGCUCCAACAAAGUCCUGCAUCAUCUAACCUUGAACCCACUGAGCUCCAACAUAGUCCUGCGGCGUCUCACCCUGAUCCAACAGAGCUCCAACAUAGUCCUGCGGCGUCUCACCCUGAUCCAACAGAGCUCCAACAUAGUCCUGCGGCGUCUCACCCUGAUCCAACAGAGCUCCAACAUAGUCCUGCGGCGUCUCACCCUGAUCCAACAGAGCUCCAACAUAGUCCUGCCCCGUCUCACCCUGAUCCAACACAGCUCCAACAUAGUCCUGCCCCGUCUCACCCUGAUCCAACACAGCUCCAACAUAGUCCUGCGGCGUCUCACCCUGAACCCACUGAGCUCCAAGAAAGCCCUGCGCCGUCUCACCCUGAACCCACUGAGCUCCAAGAAAGCCCUGCGCCGUCUCACCCUGAACACAUUGAGCUCCAAGAAAGCCCUGCGCCGUCUCACCCUGAACACAUUGAGCUCCAAGAAAGCCCUGCGCCGUCUCACCCUGAACACAUUGAGCUCCAAGAAAGCCCUGCGCCGUCUCACCCUGAACACAUUGAGCUCCAAGAAAGCCCUGCGCCGUCUCACCUUGAACCCACUGAGCUCCAAGAAAGCCCUGCGCCGUCUCACCUUGAACCCACUGAGCUCCAAGAAAGCCCUGCGCCGUCUCACCUUGAACCCACUG